AUGCCGUUGCGUUGCCCUGCUGGCGCGCUUCCGGAGGCGUACCGCCUUAUCUGUCUUCGUUCAGUUCGUGCCUUUGCGCGCGGACAGAAGGAGAAGUGCUCCCCUGUUCCGGAGUACGUCGAGGCUGAGUUCGCCGUUUUUCUCGCGGCGAUGGACCUGGUGGCUGCUGCCCGCCAUGGUGACGAGCCGGAGGACGACUGGUACGCUGCCAAGCAGCGUCUCGAGUCCGCCGCCCUGGAUCUGGCUCGCUAG
This is a messenger RNA of Bipolaris sorokiniana ND90Pr, 252 nucleotides long. RefSeq lists its product as uncharacterized. Bases 1 to 252 code for a protein of 83 amino acids. NCBI's taxonomy places the organism in Eukaryota, Fungi, Ascomycota, Dothideomycetes, Pleosporales, Pleosporaceae. The transcript has 3 exons. The record is from RefSeq and is a predicted model, not a curated record.